This is a messenger RNA of Exophiala bonariae, 3399 nucleotides long. It is a transcript of the gene KRE33, whose product is annotated as killer toxin resistant protein. Gene Ontology annotation, molecular function: 18S rRNA cytidine N-acetyltransferase activity; ATP binding; tRNA binding. The record is from RefSeq and is a predicted model, not a curated record. Bases 1 to 3399 code for a protein of 1132 amino acids. NCBI's taxonomy places the organism in Eukaryota, Fungi, Ascomycota, Eurotiomycetes, Chaetothyriales, Herpotrichiellaceae. Gene Ontology annotation, cellular component: nucleolus; 90S preribosome. Gene Ontology annotation, biological process: rRNA acetylation involved in maturation of SSU-rRNA. The transcript is spliced from 2 exons.
AUGCCUCGAAAAGCAAUCGACUCCCGUAUCCCCGCCCUGAUCCGAAAUGGCAUCCAGGAAAAGAAGCGCAGUUUCAUCGUAGUGGUGGGUGACCGCGCGAAGGAUGUCAUUGUCCACCUCCACUAUAUCAUGUCCUCGGUCGAUGUGAAGCAAAAUAAAUCUGUUCUAUGGGCAUACAAGAAAGACCUACUAGGGUUCACCAGCCAUCGAAAGAAGCGAGAGACCAAAAUCAAGAAAGAGAUCAAGAGAGGCAUCCGAGAUGCAAACACCGAAGAUCCCUUCGAACUCUUCGUUACCCUGCAUAAUAUUCGAUAUGUCUACUAUAAAGAGACGGAAAAAAUCUUGGGAAACACAUAUGGCAUGUGUAUAUUGCAAGAUUUCGAGGCCCUCACCCCAAAUUUACUCGCCCGCACAGUCGAAACAGUCGAGGGUGGCGGACUUGUUCUACUCCUCCUUAAGGGAAUGAAAAGCUUGAAACAACUCUACACAAUGUCCAUGGACGUACAUUCGCGAUACCGUACAGAGGCACACGAUGAUGUGGUGGCUAGGUUCAACGAGAGGUUCAUUCUAUCACUCGGCUCCUGCGACUCGUGUUUGGUUGUAGAUGAUGAACUCAACGUUCUUCCCAUUUCGGGAGGAAAGAAUGUUCAGGCAUUACCUCCGACAGCAACGGAUACUGAAAACAUGCUGCCGAACAAAAAAGAGUUGAAGGAGAUCAAGGACAGUCUGGCUGACAGUCAACCCGUAGGAUCCCUCAUCACCUUGGCGAAGACGGUCGACCAAGCAAAAGCUCUCCUUACGUUCGUCGAUGCAAUUUCCGAAAAGACCUUACGAAGCACAGUUACAUUGACAGCUGCGAGAGGAAGAGGCAAAUCUGCAGCCUUGGGUGUCGCGGUCGCCGCUGCUGUCGCACAUGGCUAUAGCAAUAUCUUCAUUACAUCUCCCAGCCCCGAGAACUUGAAAACUUUAUUCGAGUUUGUCAUAAAGGGAUUUGAUGCCUUGGAGUACAUGGAUCAUGUCGAUUACACCAUAUUGCAGUCGACGAAUCCCGAUUAUAACAAGGCUAUUGUGAGAAUCAAUGUUCACAGACAACAUCGACAAACAAUUCAAUAUAUUCAACCUCAAGAUGCUCACGUCCUUGGUCAAGCUGAAUUGGUGGUUAUUGAUGAGGCGGCUGCCAUCCCAUUGCCUCUGGUAAGGAAGCUCAUGGGUCCCUAUCUGGUAUUCAUGGCUUCGACCAUCAACGGCUAUGAAGGUACCGGGCGUUCCUUGUCACUCAAACUCAUUCAACAACUUCGUGAGCAAUCCAGGGGCGGCGGAAAGUCUUCUGGAACAGAGGUGGAGAUCGCCGACAAGUCUACUGGCAAGGCAGCUAAAGACGGGCAGAAGGUAUAUACUGGUGGCCGAUCCUUGAGAGAAACCACACUGUCAGAACCAAUUCGGUAUGCGCCAGGUGAUGGAGUGGAAAAAUGGCUGAAUAGGCUCCUAUGCCUGGACGCCACCCUACCUAAAUCGAAGAUGAAUACCCAAGGCACACCACACCCCUCGACCUGCGAAUUGGUCCACGUUAAUCGUGACACCUUGUUCUCGUUUCAUCCUGUCUCGGAGAAAUUCCUUCAGCAAAUGAUGGCCCUAUAUGUGGCCUCCCACUACAAGAAUUCUCCAAAUGAUCUACAACUCAUGUCUGAUGCUCCUGCUCACCAGCUUUUUGUCCUUAUCCCACCAAUACCCGAAGAUGCGAGCAAGCUUCCUGAGCCACUUUGUGUUCUCCAAGUAACACUAGAAGGCAGAAUCAGCAAGCAAUCCGUCUUGAACAGCCUAUCUCGUGGUCAGAGAGCAGGUGGUGACCUUAUUCCCUGGCUGGUUAGUCAACAGUUCCAAGACUCUGAAUUUGCAGGACUUUCAGGUAGCCGUGUGGUUCGGAUAGCCACAAAUCCCGAAUAUCUCAAUAUGGGCUAUGGUUCACGCGCUCUUGAACUACUAACAGACUUCUACGAGGGCAAGUUCACCUCGUUGUCUGAAUCAGAUGAUUCAUCAAUCCACCAAGCCGAGCACAUGCCUCGAGUCACUGAUGCCGAGUUGGAACAGUCCAAUCUACUCGAUGACAACAUCAAAAUUCGUGAUAUUCAACAAAUGCCACCUCUAUUCAGCAAAUUGUCCGAACGCAAACCCGACCGACUUGACUAUAUUGGCGUCUCAUAUGGACUGACUCAACCACUGCACAAGUUCUGGAAGCGCUCAUUCUUCACACCUGUCUAUCUCAGACAAACACCUAACGAACUCACAGGCGAACAUUCAUGUGUCAUGUUACGGCCACUGUCCAGCAGCACCGCGAAUGAAAGCUCAUGGCUCAGCGCCUACGCCCAAGACUUCCAUAAACGCUUCCUCACUCUCCUCUCAUAUCAAUUCCGCACCUUCACAGCCGUACAAUCUCUCUCAAUUUCAGAAUCCGCAUCCCGCGGCAGCAGAACUAAUACCUCAAUAUCACACCCAGAAGCUGGCUCUUCAUCCUCACAAGCUCCAACCCUCACCAAAGCGCACCUUGACUCACUCUUCUCCCCCUUCGACCUCGCCCGCCUCGAUUCCUACGCCAAUAAUAUGCUCGACUACCACGUGAUUCUCGACCUCCUGCCCUCCAUUGCAAUGCUCUACUUUACCGGUCCACUCAGGCAAGCUCCAUGUAACGUUUCCCUCUCUGGCGUGCAGCAGAGUAUCCUCCUCGCCAUCGGCCUGCAACGCAAAGACCUAAAUGACAUCGAGAAAGAGCUAAGCCUCCCCAACAACCAGCUCCUCGCCAUGUUUGUCAAGGUCCUUCGAAAAGUCAGCACCGCGUUCCGCGCCGUCGUUGCUGGCGCCGUCGAAGCAGAACUGCCUGAGAGGAAUGAAACCUCCAAUUUCAACGCCCAGUUUUCUAACGGCACUGCUUCCCACGUUGAACCACGAGUCACGACCCGUGUACCCGCGGCGCUCCCUCUACCAGGCCAAUCGGUCAACGACGAUGAGGCAGAGCAAUCCAUUGACCCAGUCAUCCGAGAGAAACAGAGAGCGUUGAUUGACGCUCUCCCACUCGAUAAGUAUGCAAUCCACGCCUCAACAGACCCAACCGAGGACGACCAAGCAUGGGCCGACGCAGAGCGCCAGGUCCGCGAGGCCGGCAGCGGCGUCGUCAGCGUCAAGAGCCAAUUGAAGCAGGAUCGGAAGCGCAAGGCUGAGGAUGAUGAAGGGGAAGGCAAGGCAAACGAUGGUGCUGUGAACGGUAACACCGGCGAACAUGCUGGCGGUGCCAAGAAAGAGAAGAAGGCUAAGAAAGAUGGUGGCAGUGGACAUAGGAAGCGAGACGGCGAUGGAGAGAGGAGUAGAGGAAAGAAGGAGAAGAAAAGAGACAAGUCAUCGCGGUAA